Messenger RNA from Cataglyphis hispanica, 1124 nucleotides. RefSeq lists its product as uncharacterized. NCBI's taxonomy places the organism in Eukaryota, Metazoa, Arthropoda, Insecta, Hymenoptera, Formicidae. The coding region runs from base 112 to 735 and encodes 207 amino acids. The record is from RefSeq and is a predicted model, not a curated record. The transcript has 3 exons.
UGCAUCAAGUACGGUAUUGCUUUAGUCCUAACCGAUAAAUAUUUCACAUCGCAAGAAUAAGUUACAUAGGACGCUGUCAGAAUUCUUUCAUUUGUAAAACUCUUUUCAAUAAUGGCAAAAGUACCUACGUUUAUGUGGAUGUUACUUACGGCGGCUGCAACAGAGGCGAGGCCAUCGUAUCCAUCAAUCGACGAAUCCAUCAAUGAGAUCGAUCAUAACGCGAAUCCGCAAAGGAAUCUACUCGAAUCGAAGCAACUGGAACAAAACUCUGCUUUAUCGACUAACGAGACAUCAAUAACAGCCACCACGCAAAUUGAUGCAACAAACUCGGCAGCUGAUAUCAUAAUCGACACGACCGUACGACCUGUAACGACAACAUCUCUCGUAAAACCGGGCCCGCUUUCUUGGUUUUUAUCGCCGUUAACGCAAAAGGUCCAGUUCUCACCACAAUCGUUCCUGCAAGAUCGCCUAGUGUUGCUAAAAGAAACGCUGAAUAAUCUGGGCAUCAACGUGCUACCAAACGCGACAGCGAAGCAAUUACUUAAUCCCGGUGGUCUGGUGCACUUUCUGGGACCAAAUGACUCCGGUUUCUACACAAAUCGGUUAGAACCGGCUGGUUUCCUAGGCGGUAACGGCUGGUUCGCCAACAAGGGCGGCAUUCUCGGCGGACCCGGAGCCAUAGUCUCCACUGGCAGCCUCUUGACGGAUUAUCCGACAGCUUACAGGCGAAAGUAGGACGAGCUGAAGUAUCGUUUAUUCAAGCGUAUAUGAAUAAAGGAAGAAUGCGAAUCGCGCCAGUGAAAUAGAACUUGCUGCAUAACUUUUUCACUAAAGUUCUGAGAAUUUUUCUGAAAAUUUGUGUCAAGUCGCCUUUACGAAAUGAUUAAAAAAUGUUAUCGUAUUGUAUGAAAAUAUGAAAUUUCAAUAUGAGAAGAUAUCAGUAGCUUUUUUUCGUAAAUUAUUAUAAACAAUGGAUUUUCACGAAUCGAGCUUGAAGAAAAUGCGGAUUCAUAAAUUAAUAGAUAGAUAUUUAUUAACUUUUACUAUACAGCAAGAAAUGAACUUGGUUUACACUUUGUUCUUAACCAGAUUCAUGAAUUAAUAUUAAAUUAUAUAAACUUAAA